UGUGCAACCGAUAUCGAAGAGGGCUGAUUUCGAAAAGUGGACAGAAGAACAGUAUCGGAGAGGUUCAAUACCAGCCAUUAUCUAUUUGCAUAGCAACAACACGCGCUAGAGAACCACUUUAGAACAAGAACAAAAGGAAAUAAUGGCUUCUGUCAAGAUUUUCAGUUUGGCUGUCAAGACACUGGCAAAACCUAUAGCCAACACUAUUAAAGCUCAAGCUACGCAACAUGAAACUUUCCGUAACAUAUGCAUUGGCCUUGCACAGAGGAUGCAUAGGACAGAAGCGAGGAUGAGAAUGGGGUUACUGAACCAGGAAGCGGGUAAUAUCAAGCCUUUGAACGAUACCAGAGCGAUUCAGAACGGCGCUACAACAUUAGCAGAAACUUUUCUCUUCUUCGUCGGUGCAAGUCUGAUAGUAGGCGAAUCUGUUCGGUCGGCGCGGAAAGAUACAAGACGGCGAGAUCAGGUGCAAGACCGGUUAGAAACGCUAGAAGAGGAGGUGAAGCGUCUAAGUGAACAGCUGGAGAAGGACAAUCAGAAUGGGGUGAAAGGGAUAGAUGAGAUUCGGGAACGGAGUGAGAGAAUGGAGCAAGUGUUGAGCACGAUUGUCAACAAUGGAUUAAAAGCGGGGUGGACAGCGUUAGGGCAUAAAGAGGGAGAAGGUCCAGUGCGAGAAGGACAGGUGUUGAAGAUCUUGGCAGAGUCUGGGGGUCAACUGCCAGAAGUAAGCGCAGAGUAAAGACAAAAGGCGUGGGUCUGGCUUUGGCGCUUGCUGCUUGUGGAGGAUGAAAGAGUCAUAGAUCUCGAUCAGGAAGGAGAAUACGUAGAGGUUCAGAACUACAGUAUUAUAAUUGCAUAUGGCAAAUGGCAGAAUCAGCAUAGCACGUUGUGUUGCAAAAAAUGUAUGAAUGAAAGGGACGUGGUAGGUGUGCAAUCGAUGAUAAGCACAGUCGGUCAAGACGUCCACUGGCCACAGGAGCGAUCAUAGUUUGUACAUAAUUAGUAGAUGAACCUGGAUUCUGA
Molecule: messenger RNA, 1023 nt
Organism: Cryptococcus deneoformans JEC21
Lineage: Eukaryota; Fungi; Basidiomycota; Tremellomycetes; Tremellales; Cryptococcaceae
Exons: 5
Coding region: 143-739 (198 amino acids)
Biological process (GO): regulation of lipid metabolic process
Cellular component (GO): mitochondrion
Source: RefSeq, a predicted model, not a curated record